Epinephelus lanceolatus (giant grouper) is the source of this 5598-nucleotide messenger RNA. It is a transcript of the gene ccser2a, whose product is annotated as coiled-coil serine-rich protein 2a. Gene Ontology annotation, cellular component: microtubule cytoskeleton. Gene Ontology annotation, molecular function: microtubule binding. Lineage: Eukaryota; Metazoa; Chordata; Actinopteri; Perciformes; Serranidae. The record is from RefSeq and is a predicted model, not a curated record. Gene Ontology annotation, biological process: microtubule bundle formation.
UCAGUCUGUGCCGUGUGGUCACUGCUGUGGUUACUUUAAUUUAGAGGCUGUUUUCUAUGAGGAUUUUACAGCAUUUACACGUCUGUUGUUUGUUUCAGUCUUCGCGUCGCUUUACGGACCGUUUUUUUUAUUUUUUCACAGUCGGUAACGAUCGGUAUCAUCAGUUGGUCGGUGUUGACAUCGUGACAGUUACACCAACGGCUCAAUGAUACAGUAGCUCCGGGCUGUUAUAACCUUAAAUUGGAAGUACUUCAUGGAAACAAGAGGAAUUCCCAACAUUUUACUCGUCUUUUUUCCAGUUAUCUCGUCUUAAUUGUCAACAUAAGUACAUUUAGAGACUUGAUAGCUUCUCAUUGAACUUGUGCAGCCCAAUGACUAUGGGCUAACUACCACUACUUCAAUGAAUCCUACUGUUUGAAGACUGUUUUAAACGGAAAGUAAAAGACUGAGCUACCUCCGCUUCACUUUACAACAUGUUAUGAAGACAACAAACAAGUGGACUGUUUGCUGACCCAUGGCUGAGGCUGUAAACAUGCUUUUAACUGCAUAAUUCAGUUGUGUGUGAUUCAACGUUCCUCCAUGCCUCUGUUGGCAUCUAAUGGAAGAAAAAGCACCCAUCAAGUCUGCCAUGGUAUCCAGACUGCCUAAGUUCGGUGGACGCUCCUCGACUGGUGGCGCUAGCCCCUUGUCCAAUGGUUCCACACAGCCAACCACCCCCACACAGGAUGGUAAAACUACUCCCCCAGCAACACGCCCAAAUGGCUUAAUCCGUGCCUCUCCUUUUUCACUGAAAUGGAAAAAAGACGAAGGGACGACCCCCCCAAGCCCCACCACUCCCACCAGCCCUGGGGAUGGAGUUGAAGACAAGGCUCAGACACAGCUUCCCUCUCUGGCAAAGGAGGUAAAGAAUGGCUCUCCAGCGACGCCCAAGAUGCGGAGGUCAGGUGCUUUGAUGGUGGCAGUGUCCAGUCCCAAGGCAAUCCCCAAGCAAUCUGUGAAGAUGAGUCCCAAAGUGGGGACUAAGCUAACCCAAAGCCCGCUGAACGGAGGUCCAAAAAUAGGCCAUAAUGGCUCCAGCAUUCCUGCUCUAACAGGGUCAGAGUCCCGCCUUGUGCGGCCACGGUUAGGCUCCAGCUCGCCCAGAAGCAGCUCUCAAGACAGCCUGUCCCAGUCCAGUGACAGCCUGAAGACCUUGGCUUUGGAUAACAUGGUGCGUUCGAACAGCUUCACUCACUUCAAGCAGAUUCCCUCGCCCACCAGCCAGCCCAUGAUACGAUCCUUCUCCUUUAACCGGGCUGUGGAGCUAGCCAAGCCUCUGGCAAACACUCAGCUUCGGCCUCCUCGGAGUAGUUUCCUCAAACCACCUCAGUUGAGCAAUGGAAGAGUGGGUUUAGGACUCGGAGGCCUUAAUGGCAGCCUUGGAGGUUCAGGAGGUCUCAGUGGAGGACUUCAGUACAGUAAAACUCCUUCAGCUGCGUCCUCUCUGCCCGCCCUCUCAGUCCCUCCAGCACCCUCUACUCCCAGCUCUCUGAGGAAGCCUCUGCUCCCUAGCUGUGUACUGACCAAAUCAUUGGGAAGCAGUGGGGGGACUUUGGGAUACAGACUGGCUCGAUCCGGACAGACCAAGCAGCAGAAGCCUCUUUUUCCAGGUAGGGUCAAGGGGGAUAUCAGACCUUCAACUGCCCCUGAAUGUGCAGGGCUGUUAGGGAUAGCAACAGACAGUGAGCAGACUGCUGAGGUUGACAAAGUAGACUCACACAGUGACAGUGAUGGAAGUUCUGGAGGAGGGAAGGGGGGAGGAGAAAGUGGUGUUCUUAGGAAAAGCUCUGGACAGACAGCAGGAGAGACUCUAGAGGACAUGUCCCUAUCUUCUGUCUCAUCUCUAGACAGAGGCGACACCAGUGAAGAGUUUCUAGAUGACUUUGACUGUGUGGGAGAUGUGUUCAGUGAUGUGGACCUGCCUGACAAUAGAAAAACUGGCAGUGCUACUCACACCCGCCUACACAGCUUUCUCAACGAGACCCUCGACUGGGACACUAUGGAUCUGGCAGGGCAUACAGAAGAAAGCCCUAUGCAGGACUCCCAGGGACCACUGGUGGUGUCUUCAGAGCAAGGCGAUGCCCUUCAGGCGUCUUCUGUGGAGAUGUCACCCUCCAACAGCUCUGGUGGAACCUACAUGUGGGAUGAGGAUGGGCUUGAGCCCCUUGGGGGGCCGGGGACACAUCCUUGUGACAGCUAUGACAAUUCAGAGCUCAACAGCACGGAUAUCCUGAACAACCUGGACCCUCCUGGAACUGGAGAGUUGGACGAUGACGACCUCAUGUUGGAUGUGGACCUCCCAGAGGAUGGCUUACAUGACGCUGACAGAAUGUCCCACUUUGAGCGCUCAGAGAGGGCCGGUCGGCAGGGGCAGCGACGAAGACACCAUCGCUGGAGCGGGCCCGAUCACUUCUACAAUGACAGCAGAGCCCAUGUCGUCCAGCACUAUGAUGGUCUCAAGGCGUCAAGGUUCUCUUCGCGGCCCAUCUCUUCUGAAGGCAGGCAGCAUGGCUACAUGGCGAUGCUGGAUGAACUCACACUCGAACACAUGACUCAGGACUGCGGCUCCCUCAAGAAACAGCUGCUCAGGCUCAAAACAUUACUACAGCUUGAGGAUACAGACUCUCCAGCAGAUGUUCCUGAAGAGAUUGAAGAUGAUACCACUGCAUCACAGUUGGAGGAGCUGAUUAAGGAAGUGCAGGUGCUCAGAGAGGAGCUGAGGAGUCGAGACAAGACCAUAGCUCAGCUCACAUUGCAUUGUCAACAGCUGCAACAACAUCAGCGCGAACAAAUGCCUGCUCAAGGGCGUGCGGUCAGGUGUCAGUGCCACCACCAGAGGGCUCCCUCCUCACUACGACAGAGUGACAGACAGAUGGACAAACGGAUGCAGCAUAACUAUGACAAGGCCACCCAGACGUACUGGAGACCACCGAGCCACGCUCCUCAAAUACUACAGCCUUUCAACCCCUGCCUCAAAGAGCACCUCCACCAGGGAAGACUAGCAAAAACUCCCCCCACCGAGGGCCACAGUGACCUCACAAGGAGUAGAUCAGAGGAAGGAACUUAUAUAGACACUGAUCGUGCUCUUGAAGACCUUAUGGCAGAUGUCUCUGGGCCAGCAAACCCCGACAAGCUGAGUCAUCUCCUCAGCACCCACCUGCGCUGCCCGGGCUCCAGGGCUCCACAGGGGGUAACUGCCAGAGACAGUCCAACAUCAGCAGCUCAGUCUGCAUCACAGCAUGACCGGAGAACUCCUGCUGUGACACCGCAGAGCUCUGUCACUCCCAAAUGUGCUGGUUUGACUAGCCCUCGCAUGCUGCAGCCUCCUCGCCUUCACAAGCGCGUGUCUCUCCCUGCACUCAAGCCAGGGGGCACUGGUGGCUUUGCCUCUCUGAAGCUGGGCUGCUCCUUAGGGCCUCUGCCUAACCGGGCCAAGCAGCUGCCCCCUCCGUCUAGAGGCCUUCCCUGCUUUAAUGCUGGACCCCAGGUUCAGUCUCCAAGUCUGUGUCGCACUUCACUGCUUCAGCCUCGCAGAGCAUCAGAGCCUUGCAGGGAUCCACGGUGCUCCGACUCCAGCCUGGAGGAGCCCGACCAGGGGACGCUCAAAGACCCUGGGUCAGCAAAGAUCCUGAUCCCUUUGAGUCGUUCAUGCCUCCCCAAGCCAAAGAUUCCCUGAGGAGCUUAAACCCACCCAUCAGAACUUAAAACUGGAAUCACUCUGACACUGCUAUUCAUCCCCGUCUCUCCCCAGCCAUAAUAACAGUGUGAUUGUUUUACCUUGUGAGUGUCAAAGAAACAUACGCUGAGCUCAGCAACCAUUAUGGACCAUUCAGGGACUGCCUGUGUCGUUGACAUUGGUAUUGUGACUGCUGUAUUGUUUCUAAAUUAGUAUCUAACAACUCCAGCCUGACUGACUGAUCGAUACGUAGUAUGUAGCAGGAUCUUAUCUACACAACAAUCCAUAUUGGUAUAUAACAGUUUACAGGUUGAUGGGAAUUUAUGGAAGAAGAAAUGUCCAGUUUACAGGCCGUGCACGUGCACACGAAUGCUGCUGAUGGGGAAAAAAAACGAGUGUUGACAUUCAGAGAAGUUAGCUUUAGUUUUGUUUUGUAAUACCCGCUGGCUGUUCACAAAAUUUAAAGUCCAAGUUCACUUGUCCUCACACAGCUGUGCCCUCUGACACCCAGGUGCAUUUGGUUUUAAACAUGGAGGUGGCAUAAAUGUGACCUUUGCAGUGUAAUAGAAGGCCACAGGGAAGAUGGAGACAAAACAAGAAAUGGGAAAGAAAGAAAAAAAAAGAAUAAAAUAACAGCAAAAGUGGAAUAGGGGGCUAGAAUGAAAAACAAAUGCAUGAAAGUGCUCCUGAGAUGUCACUCCCAGAAUGAAAACACACAUCUGUGUAAAUGUGUGUAUGAAAGUGAGAGGCUGGAGACAUAGAGGUGAGGUGCGUACAUGUUUCUGUGUCAGUUUGCUCUGCUUGCGUCAUGAAACUGCACGUAUUAGCAAGAAGGGUCUCUGACCUUCUGUGUAAAUGCAACUCAGAUGGGAAUAUAGGCUUAUAAAAAGUAACACCAUGCUGGUGGUGGAGAUGUGAUUAGGAGAAACAGUGUCAAAGUGAGGAAUUAGCUUUCAUAAUGUAGUGGAAAAGAGCAGUGUAAUAAAGCACUCACACACUUAAGUGUGCUCAGGUACAAUGUAGGCUCACUCAUACGUUUCCAUGUGUCUGUUAUUUCAGGCCUAUUUUGUCCAUUUGUAGAUAGACGACAGUGAAGAGUACCAGGAAGUAUGAUGCAUUAUGAGAGAGGAGACGGCAUGUAACAAAGUAAAUUUAAAAGUCCAGUGUGAAGGAUUUAGGAGGAUAUAUUGGCAGAAAUGGAAUAUAAUAUAAUAAUUAUGUUUUCUUCAGUGUAUAAUCACCUGAAAAUAACAUUUUUGUGUUUUUGUUACCUAGAAUGAGCCAUUUAUAUCUUCAUAGGUCCUCGUCCGCCAUGUUUCUUCAGUAGCCUAGAAUGGACAAACCAAACAGUAGCUCGGGAUAGGACUAUUUGCAUUUUUGCAUCAGCCCCCGUCGCUAGCAGCCCCCCAUGAUGAACAGUGUUGAAAAAACACUGUUUGAAACCAUGUCACUUUAUCAAGUGUUUUAAAUGGUGUAAUUCACUGCCUCGGUUUGUUUUGGAAAAGAAGAGACCCCUGCGUAAAAUUUGUCUCCUUUUAAAAACCUCCUGAACAUCUGGAUUUUAAGUUAUUAGAAAAAAUAGUGAGCACACAUUAGCGAGCCCAGUCUCACUUUGAAGUUGUCGAAAUUUGGCACUUGGGCAGUAACUUGCGUCAGAAACCAAUGAAAAAAGGCGUCCUUUAAUGUCGGCAUGAUAUGCGACUGGUUGCUGUUAUAGUUUAACAGCACCUGGCGGGGUCAUGGGUAAAUGCAGCGGGACAAGGACGGCAAAAGUCCCGACUUGGGCAGGCGGGAGGGAUGCUGGAUGGGUCCAACAAACAGACUUUCACCUGAGAGAGCAGUGUUAGUGUCCUGUGAGAUUCUAAAGCCAAACCUUGUUCUUU